This is a messenger RNA of Acanthosepion pharaonis, 495 nucleotides long. NCBI's taxonomy places the organism in Eukaryota, Metazoa, Mollusca, Cephalopoda, Sepiida, Sepiidae. The record is from the annotation of a GenBank genome assembly.
AUGAACACGGAGCUCCUCGGUUGCCCAUCCAAUUUCCUCAGCAGGGUCAACCAACUGUACAAAGACCAGCGUGGCCAAGUCGGGUUGGACAGUGACCUAUCUGGACCCUUCUCCAUCGUUAACGGCCUAAAACAGAAUUGUUUCCUGGCACUGACUCUGUUUAGCAUCUUUUUCAGCAUGAUGCUUAAACAGGCCACAGAAAACCUCGACGAUGGCGAUGCUGUGUACAACCGUAACAGCCUUGGCGACAGUCUGUUUAACCUCAGGAGACUGCAGGCCCACACAAAGACACUUGAGCAGCUGUUCCGUGACCUCCUCUUCGUGGACAAUACUGCCCUCGUCGACCAGGUCAAAAGAGCCCUGCAGCGCCUAACGCCCUGCAUUGUAGAGGCUGCCCGGCUCUUCAGAUUCGAGGUUAGACCGAGGUCCUUCACCAGCCUGCACCCUGAGGAGAGUACUGCCCCACCCACACCACCAUUGGCGAGACUGAGCUGA